ACAAGUCCUCGGACGAGUGUCUUUCUUCCUCAAAUAUCUGCUUUUGCGGCGAGGGGAGGCUUGGGUUAUUCGAGCAUUGUCGUUCCAAUAUGUUUGUUUGCGGUGAAAAUGGAUGUCAAGUUCACUGAUGUUCCGUGAAUUGGAAGCCAAACGUCAGUUGUCACUUGUGUUGACGGCUAGUCUAAGUAGCUUGGAGCUAUCAUGUCUGCACGAAGGCAACGCUAGCUUCAAUUUGGGCUUUCCUAGUUAAUUUUUGAACGUCUUAAUGACUAGUUUGUUAACCGGGACAUAGUUGACGAGGUUUGGAACUGUUAGUUUGUAAACGCUUGUUCCGUUAAAAACAAAUUGGUGUGUUCGCUGAAUGCUCACGUUGCCCUUUAGGCAUAGUAAGGAUAUCUAGUAUUUUAUUUUCGUCACGCCUGUCGGUGGUAAUUAGAAUGUAAUUGUCAUUUGUUCAAAUUAAAAAAAAAAAAAAAAAAAAAAACGAGUGGGUUACUCAUAUUCUCCGAGUAGUACAAUAUUUUAAAGAAAAAAUAAAAACAGCUCUGGAUUUAAUUAUUCGUAGUUUAACCUUGAUGUAAUAUUACUAUGCAGUAAAUAUACAUCUCAGUAUUUUAAAGAAGUGGUUACAUAUCUACAUCAUAGCUAGCCCAAUAACACACAGUGCCUUGUCCUCAAAUAACCCCGAACAGGCGUUGUUGUGUGCUGUGGUUCAUUGCUUGAAGAUUUCAUAAUGUCCAUUAUUCCUCUCAGUGCUUUGCCCUCGUGCCAAAAGCGAUGGAAUGAUCGCAUCCUGAAAAUAUCUAAUAAGAGAGCCAAAGCCUGCAGCAUCAAUAGGCGGUAAGGUGCAGAAAUUCUGAGCUUCUCUCCUUUGGAGGAGAAUGCAACAAAUCAUGGCCCGGGCAGGCAGCUUAUUUACUGUAGUUGCUGUGCAGCUUCUGAUUGUGUGACAGGUUUAUAAAUUUAAUGGUAGAGGGGUGUUUUAAUUGAAAGUUCUUUUUAAAUGGACUCUUUCGGAGAAGAUUUGUAACCUAAUCUGUAGAUCAAUCUUAACUGCGUACUAGUUCAUCAUGGUACAGUAAGAUAAAAAGAAUUACAGUUUGGAAUAAUAUGGUUUGUCUUCUGUUGCUGUCGAACUAGCCUCUUCCUGCUGCUCUAUAUUUUUUUGGAGUGUUCUCUUUUUGUUACAACAGCAGCGUCACAUCCCAAUGUCAGUGGUCAUUAUAGCAUGACAGUGCAGCUUUUAAUGAGCCACCCACAGCCUUGUUUUCAUCCUGUUUGCCUACCUGAGAUACCGUUUCUCCUAGGAAUUGUAACCUUGGUACCUCACGAUACAAUACGUCAAUCAUUCUAGGAUAUUCUACUAAAAACUAAUAAACAGAAAAACAAGCUUCUGCUGUGAAUUGGAAUGAGUUUAUCACUAGUAGACGUCCAAUCCGUUUGAACUGGGAGGGUGGCAGCGAAUGAACUUUCGUUCAUUCGCUGCCAUCCCUCCCACUUCAAACGGAUUGAACGUCUAUGGCCGUCAGUGGCAACCAAUGCCAGGCAAUGAGUAAUUUUGGGCCAUUUAAGAUCAUUUACCUGUUGAUUUUCAGUUACUUCCUGCUGAUUUUGGGGUAUUUUAUGGGUCACUUGCUGUUUAUUUUGCGUGACAGAACAGGAAGUGACCUGGGAAUCACCCAAAUGAAUUGGCAGUGACUCAAACUCAACAGGAAAUGACCUGUAAAUGCCCUAAAAUGAAAAGCAAGUGACCUGUAAAUGCUCUGGUUUUGAAUGAACGAACGUUCCCAGUCUAAAUGGAUUGGGCGUCAAGCACCGUCAAUGGCAGCCUUUUUUUUUUUUUGUUUGUUUUUUUAAUAGACACGUUUUUAAAAUGAUAUCUCGGUUCUUGACAGGAGCAUAUCGAUAACCUUUUGGGAUACAAAUCGGUCCGAUAAUAGGAAUUAUAACGUCAUCCCAAUAAAUCCGAUAACAUAAUAUAUUAUCGGCCCUAUUAAUAAUAUUUUUGGCACGGUGUUGGUUUGGGAUUUGUGCGUUUGUUUUCACUCUUGUUUUUCCAGUAUGCAAAGUUUUGUUACUGUCUUUGUUUUGUUCAUUAUAAUAAUGUUCAUGUCAUCAUGAAAAUUCUGGUUUGGUCAAAGGCAAAUCCAAGCUGAAUCAACCACUAGUAUUUUUGACCUACAGGUGUUCAAAAACUCAGGCCCCAUGGAGGAGCUGCACAGCUUGGACCCCCGGAGACAGGAGCUUCUAGAGGCCAGGUUCACGGGGGCUGUCAGUGGCAACACAGGAGGCAGCACUGGCAGUAUGAGUGGAGGUACCAAGGGUCUCGCCAAUGAGUCUUCCAACCACAGCUACGGAAGUCUUGGCUCAUCCAGCGACAAGGAGUCUGAGAACUCUGAUAUGAAAAGAGGGAGCUCCCCUGCCUACUCAACCCCUGAGAAGAAGCAUUCCGAAUCAUCCAGGGGGAGGAAAAGGAAAGCUGACACCUAUUCAGAGAGCAGUCAAGGGAAAUCCACGACACGUGGUCCCAAGAUCAGCGACUAUUUCGAUUUCCAGGGUGGAAAUGGUUCCAGCCCAGUUAGAGGGCUGCCAUCAGCCCGGCGCUCUCCCCAGAGCUCACACUCAGCGCCUGGCUCAAUUGUCCGGCAGAACAGCUCCUCACCUACUAGUUUGUGUUUUGGGGAACACAAUCCGAAAUCCAGUAAAUUUGUCCAGACGGAAUUAACGGGACUGAAACUUGCUGCUCUUGAGAGCAACAAGAGUCUUGACCUAGAGAAGAAAGAGGGACGAAUCGAUGAUCUGCUCAGGGCUAACUGUGACCUGCGGAGGCAGAUCGAUGAACAGCAAAAACUCCUGGAGAAAUACAAGGAGAGGCUUAACAAGUGUAUCACAAUGAGCAAGAAACUUCUCAUUGAAAAGAGCACCCAGGAGAAGCAGUCCUGCCGUGAGAAGAGCAUGCAGGACCGCCUCCGUCUGGGCCACUUCACAACGGUGAGACACGGAGCAUCCUACACAGAGCAGUGGACUGAUGGAUAUGCGUUCCAAAACCUGAUCAAGCAACAAGAAGGCAUCAACCAACAGAGAGAAGAUAUAGAGCGACAGCGAAAGCUGCUUGCCAAGAGGAAGCCUCCAAAUCCAGCGUCGCCUUCCCUUUCUGUGGCCUCAACCUCUGAACCCAAACAGAGGAAAACCAAGGUGGUCAACGGCAACGAUUCAGACCCAUUCCUCAAGCCAUCUCUGCCCCAGCUGCUAACCCUGGCUGAGUACCAUGAGCAGGAAGAGAUAUUCAAGCUUCGCCUCGGUCACCUGAAGAAGGAGGAGGCAGAAAUUCAAGCGGAACUGGAACGUUUGGAGCGUGUGAGGAACCUCCAUAUCAGAGAGCUGAAGAGGAUAAACAAUGAGGACAGCUCAGCGUUUAAAGACCAUCCCACUCUGAACGAAAGGUACCUAUUGCUACACUUGCUUGGCAGGGGCGGUUUCAGUGAAGUCUACAAGGCUUUUGACUUGUUUGAGCAGCGCUAUGCAGCUGUCAAAAUCCACCAGCUCAACAAGAACUGGAGGGAGGAGAAAAAGGAGAACUAUCACAAGCAUGCCUGCAGAGAGUACCGGAUACACAAACAGCUAGACCAUCCCCGAAUAGUCAAACUGUAUGACUAUUUCUCCCUAGAUACUGACACGUUCUGUACUGUUCUGGAGUUCUGCGAAGGAAAUGACCUGGACUUCUACCUGAAGCAAAAUAAACUGAUGUCAGAGAAGGAGGCCCGAUCUAUCGUCAUGCAGAUUGUCAGCGCCCUGCGCUACCUCAAUGAAAUUAAACCCCCCAUUAUUCACUAUGAUCUCAAGCCUGGUAACAUAUUAUUAGUGGAUGGAACUGCGUGCGGCGAAAUCAAAAUCACUGACUUUGGCCUGUCAAAGAUCAUGGAUGAUGAUAAUUACGGUGUGGAUGGAAUGGACUUGACAUCCCAGGGAGCUGGCACUUACUGGUAUCUCCCUCCGGAGUGUUUUGUCGUGGGGAAGGAGCCACCAAAAAUUUCCAACAAGGUAGAUGUUUGGUCAGUGGGAGUUAUCUUCUUCCAGUGCCUCUACGGGCGUAAGCCAUUUGGUCACAACCAGUCUCAGCAGGAUAUCCUUCAGGAAAAUACCAUCCUCAAGGCCACUGAAGUCCAGUUCCCUGCUAAACCGCAGGCCAGCACGGAGGCCAAAGCAUUUAUCCGUCGCUGCCUGGCCUACCGCAAGGAGGACAGGUUCGACGUGCACCAGCUGUGCUCCGAUUCCUACCUUCUCCCUCACAUGAGACGCUCCAACUCCUCCAGCUCGCUACAGCCCACCACCCCCUCAUCGCUCGCCACCUACUGAUAGACUCUCAUUGGGAUUGACAGCACCAUUGGUUCAGUUCUGGGGCACAAUUGAUUGCAAUGGAACAACGUUUGUUUUUGGUUUUUAACCAGGGAUCUUCCAGAAUGGAUCAGUUAUAAACUGAAUUGAAGGGAAAUAUUAACAAGAAGCGGAUGAAAUCCUGGAUCGUCACGCUCUGGUUUUAACAAUGAAAGAGAGAAACUCAACUAAAAUAGGGCUGCCAAGAGGGGCAGAGAACCAAGAUGCCGCUUCGGUGGACUACGUUCAUUAAACAUUUGAACAGCAUAUUGACAUCCUGUCCAUGCUUGCCUAGCAACAUACUGAGUGUAACUUCAUCGGAAAGACUGACGCCUCUAAGGACGAUGACUUGGAGAGGUCCGUGAACAAAAGGACGAUGCAUCUCAUUGUUUAUUUCUGAGGAAUUGUUUUUAUAUCUAGUGUCGAUUCGCACCUCCCUUCCAGAUUGAGAUCGUCGCGUGCUGCAGGUUUUUUGAAGUUAAACAGCAGAGUUCCUCCGUCCAAAUAAUAGAACAUCACUAUCCAAAUCCAGCAGGAAUAACUAUAAUCCAGCAUUGGGUUAGAAACACACACAUUCAAACAGAGGCUUCCCCCUGCUUGCUGGUGUAUCCUACAGUGAUCCCUCGCUACUUCGCACUUAAAGCUUCGCACCCUCAGUCCAUCACGGAUAUUAAAAAAAAAACAAAAAAAAACCAUAUAUAUAUAGACAGACUACUAUACAGAUGAGAUGUCCCGAACCGAUCGCCUAGUCUCACUCUCCCUCCAUCCCACACUCUGGUGUUUGAUCGUCAGGCAGUGCACUGAAGUCGCUUAUUAAAGUUAACGAUGAUUGACAGAUGUUUGGGUUUGAGCUUGCCACAAACUUCAAAGCGCCGCAUGCGUCAAUCAUCGUUUAACUUGUUAAACAGUUGCUGUGGCAACCCAUUGAGUGCAAGUGAGCAGCUUGAGCGGAUUUGAGUGGACUCACUCAAUGAAGCAUUUAAUAAAGCCACCAUUUUUCUACUACUUCUUGUUUUAGAAUAAUUCGGUGGGACAACUUAUCAAUAUUAUUACAUUUGAAGUGCUUAAAAAACAUUUACUAAUAUAUAUAUAUGGCGGAAAACACUCAGGUGACUUGAAGUUCUGCUCUGAGACCCCCAAUUUGGUCAAUUUUCAAAAUUGUCCAAUAUGCAUGUUUUAUACAUCAUUGGAAAGCUUAAAAUCUCAAUUUUCUGGGGGAGCAAAAAUUUUUAACAGAAGGGCAUUCAAAAAAUAAUAAUUUUUAAACAGCGAAACCCUAUCUGGAGGUGAGAGCACGCGAUAGCAGAAUUAAAGACGCCAUGACUUUAAUGAGAUACUAUCGUGAACUUACUUUGUUUCGAUUGAAAAACUCUAUUAAUCAUGUAUCACUGAGUGUCAAGACACAGCUGUGAAUGGCCACAGCUGGAUUUGGGGGGGGAUUUUAUGGGUGAAACACGGUAAUAUAACAAGUGUCGCGAUGCAGAAAUCGCAGACAUCAAGGAGUGGUCGAGAUGUUCAUUUUCAAAUAUUUACCCUUUUAAAAAAAAAAUUUUCUCCAAUUUUUCUUCGUUUGGAUCGAUUAUUUAUCAUCUAACAUAUCGGAGAAAAUGCGACACUAACAAAAAAAAUACAAUUAAGCGAUAGUUAUUAGGUAGAUAUCCGUGACUUUUUUACAGACACCAUUUUUUUUCAUUGUGAUGUAAUUUGUUUAAAAGUUUAAAAUAUGUGAAUGAAAAAAAAAAAUUCAUGUCCUUUUUUGUUUAAACAAAAUAUUAGACAGCAAUUAAUGAUUCUUGGUUAAAAAUGGCAGACAUUUUGAAUAAGAAAUAUAAUUACUUCUUUUUAUGGCUGGGUUGAAACAAAAGCGGUUGCACGACGUCUGUAAACGGGGUUUUCCAGGGUAAAACGGACAAAUUAAAAAUGGUUCGGGGGCUUCAUGCGCCAUGAAUCUGCUAUGGCAGCAUAUAGACAUACUGUUCUAUCAAACACAACAGUUCUUUUGGCUUAAAAUACUCCAGUUUCUUUUAAAGAGGAGUGCAAGAAUAGAAACUGCUUUUUCAGUCUUGUCUGUUUUCCGCCAUAUAUAAUAUAUACACAUACACACAUAUAUGGCAGAAAAUACUCAGGUGACUGUUCCACUCUGAGAGCCCCAAUUUGGCCAAAUUCCAAAAUAGCACAAUGAUGCAUGUGUGAUACAUCAUUGGAAAGCUUAAAAUCUCAAUUUUCUGGGGGGAGAAAAAUUUUGAACAGGAGGGCAUUUUUAAGAAAAAAAAAAAAAGUAUAUAUAUUUUUAAACCCCGAAACCCUAACUCGAGGUGAGAGCAUGAGAGAGCAUAAUUAAAGACACCAUGAUUUCAACGAGCUAUUAUCACUUACUUACCUUGUGACAGUAACAAAAAAAAAAUACAAUUAAGCGAUAGUUGUGAGGUAGAUAUCGUGACCUAUUUUCAGACACAAUUUUUUUCCAUUGUUACGCAAUUUGUUCAAAAGUUUAAAAUAUGCGAGUGAAAAAUUUUAGUCUUUUUUUUUUUUUUCAACUAAAUAUUAGACAUCAAUUAAUUAUUCUGAGCUAAUAAUGAGACAUUUCAAAUAACAAAUAUACCGUAUUUCUUUUCAUGACUUGGUUGAAACAAAAGCGGUUGCGCGGGGUCUGUAAAUGGGGGUUUCCGGGGUAAAACAGACAAAUUAAAAACAGUUAAUGCGCCAUGAAACUGCUAUGGCAGCAUACAGACAUUGUUCUAUCAAAAACAGCAGUUCUUUUGGCUUAAAAUACAGCAGUUUAUUUUAAAGAAGGGUGCAAUAGCACAAACUGCUUUUUCAGCGUUAUUUGUGUUUUCUGCCAUAUACAUAUUUUUUUUUUUUCCCAAUUAUACUUUGGGGGGAAAAAAGUUAAAAAAAACAGGUCUUAUAUGUAUCUCUUUCCAAUGCUUAAUCUGAAUAAAUUCAUCACACACACACACACAAAAAUUUGGGGGCGGUUUUUCACUUAGCGCAGCAGAUUCUGGUCCCCAUUUAACCAUGAAAAACGAGGGAUCACUGUAUUUUGUUUUCUUUCAGGAAGCUCAUUGUUUUGCUGCUACAAUAGUUGCUCUUGGUUUAUAAUGUGUGAAUGGCUUUGGUUACAAUUCACUUUAAACUUGAAUCCUUCCCGCUCUAUUUUUCUGUGUGAGUUAUUGUUCUAUGGCCAUGUAAACAUCUGACAUGUUCAAGAAUCAGGGCAAAAUGCAAUCCGUUCAUGUAGGCAUGCCUCUGGAGGAGUAGAACAAUUUUAGAUUUUUUCCUAACUGACGCUCACGUGACGAGUCGAUGUUGAUUCAUAAAUGUCAUCAAUGUUUUCGUUUGGGUUUGUGUACAACUGUUUUCUCUUAGCCUUCAAAUACAAGAUGGCUUUCUCCAUAGACCUCCCUGCAACAAAUUGGUCAUCUCAUUCAAUCUGUGAAAUUUGUUUUCUUGGUCAUUUACACCCCUCUGCAGCAACAAAACAUGCAUCCCUCUUGUUCAUUUGGUAGCAUGACAUGCGUUUGCAUACAUUAUUUAAUGACAUUUAACAUGUUUAGACAAACGAAAAGAGCAGCCGUUAGUAAGCAACAUGUCGGACCAUAUUAAGAGGGUAGGGGUCAACGCUUGGUCAUGCCGUUCAAAUGCAAUAAAGAUUGCCUUCAAUGUCUGCA
Molecule: messenger RNA, 8045 nt
Organism: Corythoichthys intestinalis (scribbled pipefish)
Lineage: Eukaryota; Metazoa; Chordata; Actinopteri; Syngnathiformes; Syngnathidae
Product: serine/threonine-protein kinase tousled-like 1-B
Exons: 22
Coding region: 2206-4356 (716 amino acids)
Biological process (GO): chromosome segregation; intracellular signal transduction; peptidyl-serine phosphorylation
Cellular component (GO): nucleus
Molecular function (GO): ATP binding; protein serine/threonine kinase activity
Source: RefSeq, a predicted model, not a curated record